UUUCCUGAAUGUGGAUUUUAUGGCCUCUACGAUAAAAUCCUGCUGUUCAAACAUGACUCUUCGACAGCCAACAUUUUACAGCUGGUCCGAGCCGCCUCCGACAUUCAGGAGGGUGAGCUGGUGGAAGUGGUUCUCUCAGAGCCGGAGUUCCACGGAGCUCUUCCCCCGCCGCCUGACCUCCUCCACCUACAUCGGCCGCCCCAUAGAGCUGGACAAGCUCUUCCUCUCCAAGGUGAAGGUGCCCCACACCUUCCUCAUCCACUCCUACACCCGCCCCACCGUCUGCCAGUUCUGCAAGAAGCUCCUGAAGGGCCUCUUCCGCCAGGGCCUCCAGUGCAAAGAUUGCAAAUUCAACUGCCACAAGCGCUGUGCGACCCGUGUGCCCAACGACUGCCUGGGAGAGGCCUCCUUUAAUGGUGGCGAUAUGCCGAUGGAAGAAUCGAGCGAUCUCAGCGAGGCGGAUAAGAACUCGCUCAUGGAUGAGUCCGACGAUUCCGGGAUCAUCCCCGGAUCCCAUUCAGAGAACGAUCUGCGCAUGGACGAAGACGUGGAGAGUCUCCAGAAAUCCCAAAGCUCCAUGGGGUACAUCCCCCUGAUGCGGGUGGUGCAGUCCGUCCGCCAGACGACGCGGAAGUCGAGCACGGCCCUGAAGGAAGGCUGGAUGGUGCAUUUCAGCAACAAGGACCCCUUGAGAAAACGUCAUUAUUGGCGGCUGGACAGCAAGUGCCUCACGCUCUUCCAGAACAACAGUAGCAAUCGCUACUACAAGGAAAUCCCCUUGUCGGAGAUCUUAACCGUCGAGCCGGCUCAGGAUUUCUCCCUCGUGCCGUCCGGCGCAAACCCUCACUGCUUUGAGAUCAUUACCGCUAACGCCACCUACUACGUGGGCGAGAACGGCGCCCCCAGCGCCCCCCAGCAUGGCGGGGAUGGCCUGGAACACGCCAAGGCCUGGGAGACGGCCCUUCGCCAAGCCCUCAUGCCCGUCGUCCUGCAGGGGGUGCCGGCUGCCCAGGGACAGCCCCCCCAUAGACAAGCUUCUUUGAGGAUCUCCGUCUCCAACAGCCAAGUCCAGGAGAACGUGGACAUCUCCACCGUCUACCAGAUAUUUCCAGAUGAGGUCCUGGGCUCCGGUCAGUUUGGUGUGGUCUACGGAGAGUUUGAGGCACCCUGGGAUUGUAAAUCUGGAAUGCAUGUUUGAGACCCCGGAGAAAGUCUUUGUCGUCAUGGAGAAACUGCACGGGGAUAUGUUGGAGAUGAUCCUGUCUUCGGAGAAGGGCCGGCUCCCAGAGAGGCUGACCAAGUUCCUGAUCACCCAGGUAGAAAUGCUUCUCUAAAUCCCUCCCUCCCUCCUUCCUUCCUUCUUUCCGUCCUUCCUUCCUUCUUUCCGUCCUUCGUUCC
Molecule: messenger RNA, 1398 nt
Organism: Thamnophis sirtalis
Lineage: Eukaryota; Metazoa; Chordata; Lepidosauria; Squamata; Natricidae
Source: RefSeq, a predicted model, not a curated record